UCGAAAAGAAAGAGAAAUUUCGUGACCAUAAUAAGCCAAUUGAAUAAUCAAGAAAAUAAUUAUCGCCCCAAUAUUAUAAACAUUACUUCAAGUGUAAGUCAACGAUCUGCUUAUUCAAAUGACUCUAUUGAAAUGGGAAUUUUAGAAAAUAUUACAAACAAACAAAAUAAAAAACAACAACAACCACUUGUUAAAAUUCAACGAAUCAUUGGAUACUCCAAGACUAAUAAAGCUGUAGGUCAGAGCUUUGACAAAAACAACAAAAACAUCACCAGUCUUGACGAUAAUCAUCUAGCUGAAAACCAAAAAGGCCCAGCCCUCCAAAAACAAGACAACCAAGAUCAAGCACUUAUCGUCAACAACAUCAUUGACAAUAAUCAUCAAGGUGAAAAUAAGCAAAUUAUGGAAAAUCAUAAUAAUAAUGACCAGCCACAGCCAAAUAUCAUCAACAACACCAACAAUCAACAAACUGAAACCGAAGAACUUCCCGUACACCAUGUCCGAGAAAACCAUCAAGAGAGAGUUAAUGUUAUUGUUGCCAAUGAAAUCAAUAACCAUCACAACAAUCACAACAUCCAAGACAAUGAGCCAAACGAACUUAUUUUAAUAAAUAAUAUUGAUAAUGAUGAUAAUGAGCAAGGUGAUGCAACUGAACAUGAAGCAGGCCAAGAGAAUGAGCAAGAAGAAAUGAUUGUCAUCAAUAAUGUUAUAAACAAUAAUGAGAACAAUAACAACGGUCAAGUAGUCCAGAACCAAGGUGACCAGUAUAAUAGAAUCAAUAACAACAAUAAUAUUCUCGCACAGAGGCAACCAGCUGCCCAAGGUCAUAGGCAACGAAACUGGAUAGACGAGCUGCCUCCUGAUGUAGAGCAUGAGGAUCAAUUAUAUGGUCCCGAUCAUGAAGGUGGAAUGAUGCAGAAUAUAGGACACAACAUUUUCUGUCGCAACCAUGUUUACUCGGACGCGAUUCGAUCUUCAAGUGGAACUACAAUAGCAAGACGAUUAAUGGAUGGAGUUUUUAAACCAGAGAUAAUUCAAUCUUGCACAUUGACGGGACAAACAGCAAGAAAUGGAGGUGUAAAAAACUCAGUUACUCCACCCCGUCGCCUUCACAUCCGAGCGAUAGAAGCAAUAAUAGAAUGUGCCAUGAACAAUGCACGCUUCCGAAGACUUGUUGCACAAAACCGAGAUAAAUACAACAAAGCGAUUGCCAGCCAAAUAUGUAAAAUUAAGGCGAAACAUAAAACAAAUAAUCAUAUUAGAAUUGCUUAG
Molecule: messenger RNA, 1272 nt
Organism: Aphidius gifuensis
Lineage: Eukaryota; Metazoa; Arthropoda; Insecta; Hymenoptera; Braconidae
Exons: 3
Coding region: 133-1272 (379 amino acids)
Source: RefSeq, a predicted model, not a curated record